This is a messenger RNA of Contarinia nasturtii (swede midge), 661 nucleotides long. RefSeq lists its product as uncharacterized. Bases 90 to 437 code for a protein of 115 amino acids. NCBI's taxonomy places the organism in Eukaryota, Metazoa, Arthropoda, Insecta, Diptera, Cecidomyiidae. The transcript has 4 exons. The record is from RefSeq and is a predicted model, not a curated record.
ACGAUGGGAGCUUUAUAGAGAUAAAGAGAAGUGAAAGAAAGAGAACAAGAGAACAGCUUAAGCAGAUUAGAAAAAAAUUUGUAAUAAAAAUGUUUGACCGGAGUAUUUUCACAUUGUUUUUCAUUGGGUUCUUGUUAUUUGAUAUUUCUUACAUCGAUGGAGGUCCUAUAGCUCCGCUUCCACCAGCACUACCCAAAAUCCUAAGAACUUGCUCUUGUGCUAAAAAUGAUGAACAAUCAAGUAAAUUCAUACCGGUGAAAUCUCCUCUUUCACUUCCAAAACUUGUAGUUAAGCACUCCGAUAAACCCAAAACUUCAUUAAAAAGUGUCAAUUUGGUCCAACAACACUCUACAGAGCUUCCAGUGUCCAAACUUGAUGAACUUCUAUCUAUCGGUUUUCCCAUAGCAGAAAAUGCGGAAGCAAAUAAAGGCAAAUGACCUCAAGUAUAAAAAUAUUCAUAAUUGAACUUGAACUUUGAAAACGUAUACUUACAUGGUGUUUUAAAAUAUGAAUAUCACAUUUUUGACCGAACAGUCUAUGAACUAAUUUUGUGAGUCAUCAACAUUUUCAUAUUAUUAUUUUCAGUGUAAUAAAAUUUUGGGUCUCAAAUUGAGUUUCAAUAUAAGUUCAAAUAUUGCUUGACGACAAUUCCUUAGAAACA